Messenger RNA from Thalassophryne amazonica, 715 nucleotides. Its product is annotated as cancer-related regulator of actin dynamics homolog. The transcript has 3 exons. The coding region runs from base 1 to 561 and encodes 186 amino acids. The record is from RefSeq and is a predicted model, not a curated record. NCBI's taxonomy places the organism in Eukaryota, Metazoa, Chordata, Actinopteri, Batrachoidiformes, Batrachoididae. Gene Ontology annotation, biological process: maintenance of gastrointestinal epithelium; negative regulation of barbed-end actin filament capping.
AUGGAAAAGGACUGCGGUUCUAUUUUGUGGGUAUUCUUCUCCAUUCCAGAAAAACCGCCCCUUCAGAGCAGGCACUCGCUAGACAGUGCCAAGGUCCAAGAUAAGGAGGCGGGGCCUUUGUGGAUCACGCUGGCACUGCAGAAGCAGAAAGGCUACAGGGAGCAGCAGCAGAACCGAGAGGAGCGCCGUAGUCAAAGAGAGGCCAAAUUGGCUGAAAAACAAGCAAAAGAGAAAGAAAGUGUUAUGUUAAAUAGCCCCACAGAUAGCAAAGGGAGUGGGAGCACGACUGUGGAGAAACCUCAGACACCAGAGGAGCCAAAAAGACCCGAUAGCCUGCUGGGACGGUUUGAACGCCGGGAACACCUGAAAAAAGCCAGCACCCUACCCAGCUCUGUUACUGUUGAAAUUUCUGACUCUACGCCAUCACCACCUGCUGUCAAAGAGGUGUCAAAACGUUUCCCCUCCAGUGACUCUUCGCAGGUGUCCACUGAGCCGGCCUGGCUGGCCCUGGCCAAGCGGAAGGCCAAAGCCUGGAGCGACUGUCCUCAGAUCAUCAAAUAACAGCCUGAGCAGCAGCCACCUGAGAUGUUACACUGCCCACCAGACUCUGACAGCAUCAACCCAUCCUCCCGAACUCCUAAUCUGACCGUUUACUCUCCGACUGUGAAACAAGUCCUCCUCAGGGGUAGACAUUAAAGAUUUGGUCCAUUACUUU